AUGAGGGCGGGCGGCUUCGCGCUCUUCCCACUAGAUGGGGGUGGAGGCAUUGCACAGAGCGCGCCGGAGCUCGCCCCAACGCCGCUGAUGCUGCAGGAUUGCCCGAAGGCCCGCAGGGAAGUGGAGCUGCACUGGAGAGCAUCGCAGUGCGCGCACAUCGUCCGCAUCAUGGACGUCUACGAGAACCUCUACCAGGGGAGGAAGUGUCUGCUCAUCGUCAUGGAGUGCUUGGACGGCGGGGAGCUCUUCAGCCGAAUUCAAGACAGGGGAGACCAGGCCUUCACAGAACGGGAGGCUUCGGAGAUAAUGAAGAGCAUCGGGGAAGCCAUCCAGUACCUGCACUCAAUCAACAUCGCGCACCGGGACGUGAAGCCGGAAAACCUCUUGUACACCUCCAAAAGGCCCAAUGCUGUGCUAAAACUCACGGACUUUGGCUUUGCUAAAGAAACCACCACGCACAACUCCUUGGCCACUCCAUGCUACACGCCGUACUACGUGGCUCCGGAGGUGCUGGGCCCAGAGAAGUACGACAAGUCCUGUGACAUGUGGUCCCUCGGCGUCAUCAUGUACAUUCUGUUGUGCGGGUACCCCCCCUUCUACUCCAACCACGGCCUGGCCAUCUCGCCCGGCAUGAAGAAGCGAAUCCGAAUGGGCCAGUACGAGUUUCCCAAUCCUGAAUGGUCCGAAGUGUCGGAGGAAGUUAAGCAGCUGAUCCGCAACCUGCUGAAGACGGACCCGACUCAGCGCAUGACGAUAACGGAGUUCAUGAACCACCCCUGGAUCAUGCAAUCCAUGCAGGUGCCCCAGACGCCGCUGCACACCAGCCGCGUGCUGAAAGAAGAGAAGGAUCUGUGGGAGGAUGUGAAG
Messenger RNA from Eurypyga helias (sunbittern), 867 nucleotides. RefSeq names its product MAP kinase-activated protein kinase 2-like. The annotation marks the transcript as partial. NCBI's taxonomy places the organism in Eukaryota, Metazoa, Chordata, Aves, Eurypygiformes, Eurypygidae. Gene Ontology annotation, molecular function: calcium/calmodulin-dependent protein kinase activity; calcium-dependent protein serine/threonine kinase activity; calmodulin binding. Gene Ontology annotation, biological process: inflammatory response; response to cytokine; intracellular signal transduction. Gene Ontology annotation, cellular component: cytoplasm; nucleus. The transcript has 9 exons. The record is from RefSeq and is a predicted model, not a curated record.